This is a messenger RNA of Protopolystoma xenopodis, 768 nucleotides long. The record is from the annotation of a GenBank genome assembly. Lineage: Eukaryota; Metazoa; Platyhelminthes; Monogenea; Polystomatidea; Polystomatidae.
AUUUUUGCUACACUCUGUCACAUACCCUCCUGUUUAACUGGCUUGGUCCCUUCGAUAUCCACUGGCUCGUCUUGUCUUCGCAACCUAAAGGAGAUGUACAUGGAAGCUGCACUCUGUCUGCUCCGCCUGGCACGUGGACACUCCUCCUGCUUGGUGCCCCACUUCCAAGCUGUUUGCAAUUUGGCCAGCCAAAUAUGGUCGGUCACCAUAAACAAUAGCAAUAGUAGUACUAAUCAAGUACCUCUAGUCAAUAAUACCCAUAAUACCUUAAGUUCAAUAAACUUCCCGGGAUCUCAGCUAAUGCCCGGACGUCUGAUGGAUCGCUCAAUCCUCCUCGAAGCCCUCGUCACAUUAACACUACGAAUGCCCUCAACGGCUGGUUCUCUCGAACAACAGCGCGAUUUCCUGGCUAGCCUGAUUGACACAAGUGGUUUAGCUCAGUGGUAUAGCGCCAAAACAUCUGAUAGUGUGACCGGCUCUGCAGCUGCGAUUCUUUCUAGGAUCUUAGACAGUCCAGACGACUCUGCAACUGGCUCUGGUGAAACCAGUCCUGCACAAAUUCUGAUUCGGCAAAUCGGACUAGACCUUCCUUUGCCCACUCCUGGUAGCCCUGAAGCGCAGGUCAAUCAACCCUGUGUAUCUACUCGAAUUGACUUGACAAGGCUGAUUUUCUAUCUGCUUUCAUUUAUUCGUCGUUUGGCGGAACCACCAAACUACAACCAGGUUAGAGAACUUUCUACCGAUUUAAACUGGAGCCAUGCCCCGUGA